GGGGCUCGGGGAGGAACUUCCCCUCGACAUGCCGAAUACACGCAACGCACAAAUCUACGAUUAAACCCGGCAGACGACACCCACUUGUCAACUGUCAAAUAAUCAUCCAGGCAAUAAUUUGAGUUUCCACGCUGUGAAAGAAUCAAGGAUCCUAGAAUUGAUGGGUCUGCUUCGAUGGUGGUUUUACUGGUGGGUUCUCCUGGCCCUGUCGAGUUCCCCCUUCUCAGGGCAGAUCGGGAUGGUGGAUCCAAAGAUAAACGAUGGGUCGCUGGAUCUACACUCUGGCUUUACCUUCUUCGGCAAUCUCCCUCCGAGCGUGCUCGGUGCUGUUACCAUUUUUGCGCUCGCGUCAAGCUUCACCCCACCGCGUCCCCCCAUGAACGUGACCAUAGCUCGUCGCUAUUGGAGGAUUCUUUUCCUGUCUAUUGCUUUGGACUCGUGGAUCUUGAAGUGGACAGACAUGGAUGAUGAAAGGCAUGGAAAGUUUAAUAUUCACAAAAAAGCCCUGGCCCAGAGCGACGGGGACGGGCACCAGGAACCAUACUAUCGUUGGGACUGAUGGUCUGAGUCGUAUUAAUUAACAUCUUGCCCAGUGCUGCCCACCAUCUCUCUUCCCCCGCAGAUUUAAUAUUUAUUGGGCUGGGUUCGCGAUCUCGUCGACUCGUACACUCUCCCUCUACGUUUCGGCCAUUGCCAUCUGUUACAUGGGGUGUUCUUAACAUGGACUCUGCAAUUGUGAACAACAUUCGACCGUGGUUUCAGGCGGUUCUAUUCGUCAACUAAACGAUUUUACGAUAAUAAACAAUUCGCUCCUUUAUUAACUCCGAACUG
This is a messenger RNA of Aspergillus wentii DTO 134E9, 831 nucleotides long. RefSeq lists its product as uncharacterized. The transcript has a single exon. The record is from RefSeq and is a predicted model, not a curated record. Lineage: Eukaryota; Fungi; Ascomycota; Eurotiomycetes; Eurotiales; Aspergillaceae. The coding region runs from base 161 to 559 and encodes 132 amino acids.